GAACUCUAAUUUUGGGACUGUCUAUGGAGGAGGUGCUGCGUCGUUAUUUGUGAAAUUACAAUAUGCAAGAGAUCUUUCGAAGUUGGUAGUAAGCAUGCCGUCAGUUGAAGAGCCGAGAAUAUUACUCACGAAAAGUACUGUCUUGACGAAUCCAGCGCUCAGUCGCCACCGAUCAGAGGGCAUUUGGUUGGGAGUUGAGGAAGUUGGGCACCUGUUCGUUCAAGCAUCUUUUAAGUUAUCUCGUCUGCAACCGGUGCUAAGUUCAUCUUCCUAUACGUCAGGGCUACAUCGACGGUCGUGGCACACAUUCGACAACUUGAAGGUGCUACACUCCCUCCCCGCUCUCACGUUUGUAGGACAUGGAACAGCACCUAUAUCAUAUCCAGGACGUAUCAUGGGUCUUAUCACCCCUCUCAAACACAAAUCCCCAUCAGACAUCUACAUUCUACUCAAAUUCGCGGAUACUCGCAUCGCGUCAAGUUCUAGGGAUAAGACUGUGCGGCUGUGGAAUGUAGGGACGGGAAAACUAUUGGGUGAGCCCUUGGAAGGGCACACUGGAGCGGUUUUCUUAGUCUCAAUUUCACCGGAUGGUACUCGCAUCGCGUCUGGUUCGGAGGAUAAAACUGUGCGGCUGUGGGAUGUAGGGACGGGACAGCUAUUAGGUGAGCCCUUGGAGGGGCACACUGGAGCAGUCAUAUCAGUCGCGUUCUCACCAGAUGGUACUCGCAUCGCGUCUAGUUCAUCCGAUAACACUGCGACUGUGGGAUGCGGUGAUAGGGCAGCCAUUGGGUGAGCCCUUGGAGAGGCACACUGGAGCAGUGAUAUCAGUUUCAUUCUCACCGGAUAGUACUCGCAUCGCGUCUGGUUCAGAGGAUAAGACUGUGCGGCUGUGGGAUACAGCGACGAGACAGCCAUUGGGUGAGCCCUUGGAGGGGCACACCGGAGCAGUUGUGUCAGUCUCGUUCUCACCGGAUGGUACUCGCAUCACGUCUGGUUCGGAGGAGAAGACUGUGCGGCUGUGGAAUGCAGUGAAUGUGAAGCCAUGCUCCGAGCCCAUAGAACCAGAAUCCUCCGCAUUUUCGCUGCAUCGAAGCGCCACACGUACCACCCAAGAAAGCCGUAUCAUGCAAACCAACACUUGGAACAAUCGCUUCAUCUCCUCAUCCAGCCUGGAACACGCCUUGCCCAACCCCUCUGACCUGCUUGAACCUGCCUCUCACCAUGAUUCUAAUUCAACCCCUUUCUUGCUGCAGGGUGAUGGAUGGGACCCCA
Suillus fuscotomentosus is the source of this 1272-nucleotide messenger RNA. RefSeq names its product WD40-repeat-containing domain protein. The record is from RefSeq and is a predicted model, not a curated record. Gene Ontology annotation, biological process: negative regulation of transcription by RNA polymerase II. Gene Ontology annotation, cellular component: nucleus; transcription repressor complex. Lineage: Eukaryota; Fungi; Basidiomycota; Agaricomycetes; Boletales; Suillaceae. Bases 95 to 793 code for a protein of 232 amino acids. Gene Ontology annotation, molecular function: protein binding. The transcript has 4 exons.